GCUGGUGGGAUUCGUGAAGCUUCAUGCAUCCCGGUUCAGGCAUCCUGGUUCAAGCAGACUUGGUGCAGCUUCCAUUUUGUCCGCAAUCAAAUCACACACACACACGCGACAACACUUGGCUUGCGGGUCCUUUCUUUUCUGUUCCGUGGGAUGGCGGUCCAGAAGGCGCCUUGGACCGUGUGGUCCGUGGUUGCAGUCGUCCUCAGCAUCAGCGCACCCACUGUGACUUCGAUCGGUGUGAGUUCCAAGCCAGAGUGUGCAGAUGACGACGCCCAAAUUAUUGCGCUGGCAAGCGGCAUCGGCGUCACUAUCAGUGGUUGUGCUGCGGUGCAGCCUUAUUGCGAAGAUGCGAAGUAUGGCAGCACUGUGAAAGCGACCUGCCCUGCAACGUGUGGCCUCUGCAGGGUGGCCAGCCCCAGCAGCUCCCAGGCGGCUGAGGUACUGAUGGACAGGAGCUCCAGGGGCUCCCAGGACGCGGAUGAUCAACGGUCCCUGGACAGAGCUCUGGCAGCGAAAGGGCCCGACCCGACGCCGAGGCCGACGCCGUGGCCGACGCCGUGGCCGACGCGGUACCCGACGCCGAGGCCGACGCCGUGGCCGACGCCGUGGCCGGCCCGACCCGACGCCGAGGCCGACGCCGUGGCCGACGCCGUGGCCGACGCGGUACCCGACGCCGAGGCCGACGCCGUGGCCGACGCCGUGGCCGACGCGGUACCCGACGCCGAGGCCGACGCCGUGGCCGACGCCGAGGCCGACGCCAUAUCCGACGCCGAAGCCGACGCCGAACCCGACGCCGAACCCGACGCCGUACCCGACGCCGAAGCCGACGCCGAACCCGACGCCGAACCCGACGCCGUACCCGACGCCGAAGCCAACGCCGAACCCGACGCCGAACCCGACGCCAUACCCGACGCCGAAGCCGACGCCGAACCCGACGCCGAACCCGACGCCGUACCCGACGCCGAAGCCGACGCCGAGCCCGACGCCGAACCCGACGCCGUACCCGACGCCGAAGCCCACGCCGAACCCGACGCCGAAGCCGACGCCGUACCCGACGCCGAGCCCGACGCCGAAUCCGACGCCGUACCCGACGCCGUACCCGACGGCCUUUCCGACGCCGUACCCCACGGCCUUCCCGACGCCGUACCCGACGGCCUUCCCGACGCCGUACCCGACGGCCUUCCCGACGCCCUACCCAACCGCUUUCCCGACGCCCUACCCGACGGCCUUCCCGACGCCGUUCCCGACCCCUAGCCCGACGCCCAGCCCGACAUAUCCUCUGGGUUGGCCGACGCCACAACCAACGUUUCUUCCCGCAGCUCCUAUGGCGGGUGGAGCUGCUGGAGGCGUGGCUGCCACCGGCGAUCCCCACCUUCAGAAUGUUCACGGCGAGCGGUUCGAUUUAAUGCAGGCGGGCAAACAUGUUCUGAUAAACAUCCCUCGCGGAGUGAGCGCUGAAGACGCAUUGCUUCGUGUGCAGGCCGAUGCGCGCCGCUUGGGUGGAAGUUGUUCGGAUAUGUAUUUCCAAGAACUGAACAUUACAGGCUCUUGGGCAGAGGCUAAGCAAGUUGGAGGGUACCACUACGACGUACGGCAAAGCGUUAGGACGAGUCCGCAAUGGGUUGCUAUUGGCCGGGUAGAGCUGAAAGUCGUCCAUGGACGUACAGAGAGUGGCACCUUGUACUUGAAUGUGUUUGUGAAGCAUUUGGGGCGAUCAGGGUUUGCCGUCGGAGGCUUGCUGGGGGAAGACGACCACAAGGACGCGAUGACUCCCCCGGCGUCUUGUACCAAACACAUUCCUCUGCUAGAAGCAGUGGCGAGUGGCCAGGUUCCUUCCUCCGAGUCGUCGGUUGCAGCGGCAACCUUCGCGUGACCAUGCUGGAUACUUUGACACGUGGGUAUAUGACAAGUACGCCCCGUCGGGUGACGCGUGCGGUAGUGUUUUCCUGCUCCAUAGAAAAAGAAGUAAGAACCCCUAAGUGCAAGCACUGCUUGGGGAAGAGGCCUCUAAGACAGUUCGCGGAUGCAGGACAUGACCCCUGGUGCCAUCUAGGAGCGUGAUGGAAGUGUGGCUUCAGACCGACGCCCCCGAGGCCUUCGGAAAAGGUCACGUGGCAUUCUACUUCCCCAAGCUUCAGUUCUCACUGCCCUUCCUUCGCCCCCCCUCCCUCCUUUCAGGAGGGACGUACGGCCGAUUGCCCAGAGAGGGUCCGCAUGCGUCCGCACUUGCGCACAUGCCUCACGUGAAGGCUCUUCCCGUUUUGGCCUGGUGAGGUUGUUCUGCCGCCCUCGAUGAGGCCGCCGCAAGGCCCGCGCUGGAGCAGAAGGUGCAGGCAAGACUAUUGCAUUGCAUACGUGGCGUCGUCGCGGCGGCGGUAGUCCUUCCGCCGUUCGGAGACACGGCGCCAAUACAAUGCCCCUUUCGGCAGCCGCACCCCCCACCCCAAGGAUGCC
Messenger RNA from Prorocentrum cordatum, 2454 nucleotides. The record is from the annotation of a GenBank genome assembly. NCBI's taxonomy places the organism in Eukaryota, Dinophyceae, Prorocentrales, Prorocentraceae.